Messenger RNA from Aspergillus aculeatus ATCC 16872, 1308 nucleotides. Its product is annotated as putative sulfate/molybdate transporter. The transcript has a single exon. Lineage: Eukaryota; Fungi; Ascomycota; Eurotiomycetes; Eurotiales; Aspergillaceae. The record is from RefSeq and is a predicted model, not a curated record. Gene Ontology annotation, molecular function: molybdate ion transmembrane transporter activity. Gene Ontology annotation, biological process: molybdate ion transport. Bases 1 to 1308 code for a protein of 435 amino acids.
AUGAAUCUCCGUCGAGUGACCUCGCACAAUUUCCAUACCUUUCGACAUCACUAUGUGUCGGAGGUCUCUGGCUCUCUGGGCGAUCUGGGCACCUUCCUGCCAAUUGCCAUCGCCCUCGCUGUCAAUGGCACUGUCUCUCUUUCGAGCACUCUGAUCUUCUCCGGUCUGUUCAACAUUCUAACAGGCCUCUUCUUCGGGAUUCCAUUACCCGUACAGCCCAUGAAAGCCAUCGCUGCCGUGGCCAUUGCUCGCACUUUCACCAACGGAGCCAUCGCCGCCGCAGGUAUCUUUGUCGGGGCUUGCGUCUUCCUUUUCAGUAUAACCGGACUCCUGAACUGGUUCGCCAAUGCGAUCCCCAUUCCCGUCAUCAAAGGCAUCCAGGUCGGAGCCGGUCUUUCCUUGAUCAUCGCGUCAGGGGGUUCGAUUCUCUCGUCCCUCGGAUGGCUAUACCCGUCCUGGGCUGACAACCGCAUCUGGGCCGUGGCUGCCUUCCUGUUCCUGAUCAUCACCAACGUCUACCGCAACGUGCCCUACGCCCUGCUCGUCUUCAUCCUAGGGCUCUCGUUUGCAGUCAUCGGCAGUGCCCUGGCCUCCGACCUCCCCUCCCUCGUCUUCUGGCACCCCUUCACCGUCAUCCCAUCCGCACACGAAUGGCGAAUCGGCGCUCUAGACGCGGGAGUCGGCCAGAUCCCCCUGACGACCUUGAACUCCGUCGUCGCCGUUGUUCACCUAGCCGGGGACCUCCUCCCAACCCUGGAGACUCCCUCCAUCACCUCCGUCGGCCUCAGCGUUGCCGGCAUGAACCUCAUCGGAUGCUGGUUCGGCGCGAUGCCCGUCUGCCACGGCUCCGGCGGUCUAGCGGCCCAGUACCGCUUCGGCGCCCGGUCCGGCGCCAGCGUCAUCAUCCUGGGGGCUCUCAAGCUGAUCAUCGGCGUCUUCUUCGGUGAAUCCCUCGUCGGCCUGCUGAAGCGCUUCCCCACCGCCCUGCUCGGCGUGAUGGUCAUCGCCGCCGGCCUGGAACUGGUCAGCGUGGGCGAGUCCCUGAACACCACCGGGGCGCGGGAUAUCCGCAAGGCAAGCCACGGGUUCGCCGGCGACGGCGCGCAGGAGAUCGGUCCGAUGCUGAGCGACUGGGAGCGGAAGCGCAGGUGGACCGUCAUGAUGGUCACCGUGGGGUUGUUGGUCGGGUUCAAGAACGAUGCCGUCGGCUUCGUGGCCGGCAUGCUCUGCCAUUGGGGGUAUGAGUUGCCCACGCUGUUUGAGCGGGCGCGUGAACGGUGGAAUCAGAGGCGGAUUCAGUUGGAGUGA